This is a messenger RNA of Linum trigynum, 2529 nucleotides long. Lineage: Eukaryota; Viridiplantae; Streptophyta; Magnoliopsida; Malpighiales; Linaceae. The record is from the annotation of a GenBank genome assembly.
AUGACUGAUCCUUUAUCUGAUCGCAAGAUGGUUGUGGGCGCUGCAGCCACCGCUGCUGCAUUCCUCUUCCUUGUCAUUGUCUUGGCUUCCCCGAUCGCUGCACAUGAAGAGAAGCUUGAGAAGGGAGAAGGUGUGACGUACGAUGCAAGGUCUCUCAUCAUCCAUGGAAAAAGAGAGCUCCUUUUCUCUGGCUCUAUUCACUAUCCUCGUACCACUCCAGAUAUGUGGCCAAAGCUUCUUGAGGAUGCUAAAAGGGGAGGCCUCAAUGUGAUCCAGACUUAUGUUUUCUGGAACAUCCAUGAGCCAGAGGAAGGCAAGUUCAAUUUUGAAGGAAGAUUUGACCUGGUGAAGUACAUCAAGCUGAUUGGUGAACAUGGCUUGUAUGCAACCGUUAGAUUUGGACCAUUCAUCCAAGCUGAAUGGAAUCAUGGAGGACUUCCCUAUUGGUUGAGAGAGGUCCCAAACAUAAUCUUCCGUUCCUACAAUGAACCCUACAUGCAACACAUGGAGAGAUUUGUCAAGAUGAUUGUAGAUAAGCUUAAAGAUGCCAAGUUGUUCGCAGGUCAAGGAGGUCCCAUUAUCCUAGCUCAGAUUGAGAACGAGUACAACACUGUCCAAUUAGCUUACAGAGAAUUGGGAAAUAAGUAUGUUCAAUGGGCAGGAAAUAUGGCUGUAGGACUCAACAUCGGUGUCCCAUGGGUCAUGUGCAAGCAGAGGGAUGCUCCAGGCCCUGUUAUUAAUUCUUGCAACGGAAGGCAAUGUGGAGACACCUUCAGUGGCCCAAAUAAGCCCAACAAACCCUUAUUAUGGACUGAGAAUUGGACCGCUCAGUUUCGAGUUUUUGGUGAUCCACCAUCUCAAAGGUCAGCAGAAGAUACCGCAUUCUCGGUGGCUCGUUGGUUCUCAAAAAAUGGUAGUCUAGUCAAUUACUACAUGUACCAUGGUGGAACUAAUCUUGCUAGGACUGCUGCAUCUUUUGUAACAACUCGAUACUAUGACGAGGCUCCCAUUGAUGAAUUUGGUCUUGAGAGGGGACCAAAGUAUGGUCACUUAAAGGAUGUGCACAAGGCUCUGAAUCUAUGCAAGAGGGCUCUGCUUUGGGGAUCCACGAGUGCACAACGGUUGAACCCAGAUGUAGAGGUUCGAAUCUACGAGCAAUCCGGGACAGAUGUAUGUGCAGCUUUCCUCACCAACAACCACACCCGACUUGCUCAUACUGCUAACUUCAAGGGCCAAGAUUACUACCUUCCUCCACGUUCCAUUAGUAUCCUCCCUGAUUGCAAAACUGUGGUCUUGAACACUGCAACGAUUCUGGCACAACACAAUUCGAGGAACUUCGUAAGAUCACCAGUCACAAAUAAGCUGGACUGGAAGAUGAACUCAGAAGUCAUUCCAGUCGAUCUUAAAGUGACAUCAUCCACUCCGAUGGAGCUCUAUUUCUUAACCAAAGAUAAGACUGACUAUGCAUGGUACACCACAACGAUAAACUUAAGUCCACGAGACUUGUCAAUGAGGAAAGACAUUCUCCCAGUUAUUCGGGUUGCGAGUCUGGGUCAUGCCAUGGUUGCUUUUGUGAAUGGCCAAUUUGUAGGUUCUGCACAUGGAAGCCAGAUCGAUAAGAGUUUUGUGCUCCAGAAGUCUGUGGAAUUGAAGCCUGGAAUCAACUAUAUCUCCCUCUUAGGGACCUUGGUUGGACUUCCCGAUAGUGGAGCUUACAUGGAGCAUCGAUUUGCUGGACCUCGUGGUGUCUCAAUCUUAGGACUAAACACCGGAACACUCGAUAUAUCAGAAAACGGUUGGGGAAAUCAGGUGGGUCUGGUUGGCGAACACGAGGAGCUAUUCAACGAGGAAGGAUCAAAGAAGGCAAAAUGGACAGAUCUCCCCAAAGUAGGGAAAGGACCUCCUCUAACAUGGUACAAGGCCAAGUUCGAUACUCCUGAAGGAAAUGACCCUGUCGCAGUUAGUAUGUAUGGAAUGAUUAAAGGCAUGAUUUGGAUCAAUGGCAAUGCAAUUGGUCGCUACUGGAUGUCUUAUGCCUCCCCUCUUGGAGAUUCUACUCAAGCCGAGUAUCUCAUCCCGAGGUCGUAUCUGAAGCCAAAGGAGAACUUGAUCGUGGUGCUGGAGGAAGAACCAGCCCAUCCGUCCAACAUCACCAUCUUGACGGUGAAUCGUGACACCAUUUGCAGCUACGUAUCAGAGCUUAGUCCACCAAGUGUCAGACAAUGGGAGAGGAAAGAUGACAAGUUCAAGCCAGUUGGACCAGAAGCAAAGGUAGGAGCUCGUCUCAAGUGUCCCAACAGGAAGAAGAUCGAUGUUGUUGAUUUUGCCAGCUAUGGUGAUCCUUAUGGCGCUUGCGGCGGAUUCGCACAGGGUAGGUGCACCUCACCGGUCUCCAAACAAGUUAUUGAACAGAACUGUUUGGGGAAGGAUAUGUGCGAUGUUCCACUAGAUAAGGCGAUUUUCGAGAAGAAUGGCGACCCUUGCCCUGAAGUAAAGAAGACAUUGGCUGUUCAAGUCACCUGCAGGUAG